Molecule: messenger RNA, 1028 nt
Organism: Erythranthe guttata (spotted monkey flower)
Lineage: Eukaryota; Viridiplantae; Streptophyta; Magnoliopsida; Lamiales; Phrymaceae
Product: YCF54
Source: RefSeq, a predicted model, not a curated record
CAGGAAACGGUUUAUUUUGGAAAACAGGUCCAGGGAUAAGUGAGAUAAGGUUGCUUGUAUUUGUCUCUUGGAUUCCCCCCUUAACCCCUCCCUCUAUCUUCUUCUUCUUCUUUCUUGUAAUCUGCCAUUUUUACACUUGUUCAAGAAUUCAAGAAAAUUGUAAACAGUCUGCCAUGUCAGCUUUGAAUCUCGUCUCUUUGGGUGGCCAGCUGCUGAAUUCCCCCACCCACAAACCCCUCAAAUCUUUCCUACUCCCACCAACUAAACCCUUCUUCAAAUCUCCAAACCCCAUCACCACCACCACCACCUGGAAAUCAACCACCGCCGUGAGAACAGCCGUCGCCGCCGUCGAUUCCUCCGGCCCCACCGAAAAGGUGGUGGUGGAGGAAGAAGGCGGUGGUGGGAGGAAGAAGUACCAUUUUCUAGUGGCGAAUGCCAAGUUCAUGUUGGAUGAGGAAGAGCAUUUCCAAGAACAAUUGGCCGAGCGUCUCCGUUAUUACGGAGAAAAAAACAAGGAGCUCGAUUUCUGGCUCGUAAUCGAACCCAAAUUCUUGGACAAGUUCCCUAAUAUCACCAAGAGACUCAAAAGGCCCGCCGUUGCUCUCGUUUCCACUAACGCCACUUGGAUCACGUUCAUGAAGUUGAGACUAGAUCGAGUCUUGCAAGAGAGCUUCGAAGCAGAGAGUCUAGAAGAAGCUGUGGCUUCAAAUCCGGUUAAUCUCGAGUUUGAAAAACCGGAGAAAUGGACGGCUCCUUAUCCCAAGUACGAGUACGGGUGGUGGGAGACAUUUCUUGCCCCCGUGGCAUCAAAGGUAUGACGUGGCGGUGGAAUGUUUUCGAUUUUUUUUGUAAGUGUGCUUUUUAUCUUUUUUAUUUUUAUUAGUAGCUUGUGUUUUUUGUUAGUUUAAGAGAUGCUUUAUAUGUCGAUUCGUUUGUAGAGGUGCAGAGCGAAAAAUGCAUGUCUUUUUUUAAGACAAUCGAGAUUUGUUCUAUAAUCUAAGUAUAUUGAAUGAAAUAUUAAUGCUCUC